UCUAUUUCCUCCAUUUAUUCCAAACGCUGCUUGGCCGCUGUCGAUCGUUGCGAGAUGAUAUGACGCGUCGAGCAGACAAAAAAAGCCGACCCAUCCGUAUGUCUCAUUCCAGUUGUUUUCCGUUUUUGAGUUGUUGUUGAGCGUAGCUGGUAUGACGCGUCGAGUGACAACAGAAAAGUCGGCCAAAUCCAACCUCACAUUUCUAGGAAGGCGUGUGCACGAACCAGCCGUUAAUUCGAGCUGAAUAAAAGACCAAGCACUCCUCGCUGGCUGUCUUCAAAAGCUCUCUUAACGCGGUCCUCGGCCGUUGAAUGGUGAAGAGCCAUCUACCACUCUUACCUCAAUCCAUCGUCGACCCUGUGCUCCUAACGCAGCCGCCGUCGGUACGGACUGGUCGAAGUCAGUACCUCCAGUUCGCCUCGCUCGCUCCGCUUCACAGCCAUGGGCCAUCUAUUUUCUUCACUCUACUUAAAAACAAAAGCAAAACAACCGUUGCCUCUUGUCACAUCGUCUACCAUCUUAACAAAUAUGAAUCCAACCCAGCAAAACCUCAUCGCUGUCGGCAUCUUCAGCGUCGUCCACCACGUCAGUGACACGUUGGUUAGAAAGCUGCCUCGCACUGAUGAUGCCUUUACCCUUCCAGGGAACCUUCAGGCCAUCAGAAAUGAAGCGACAAUAUACGCCUUACUGGGAGAAAAUCCCUGUAUCGUAAGGUGUUUAUCCAUCGGCAAAACCUUGGACCAUGUCGAUCUUGAAUUUUAUCCACAUGGGACCCUCAUGAAUUACAUUCAAACGUACAAGGAAUCUAUCUCGGAUGCUUCUCGGAUCCGGUGGGCCCGUCAGAUCAUUGAAGCUGUGGCGCUUGUCCAUGAGAAGGGUAUCGUCCACGCGGAUCUUGCCCUUAGGCAAUUCUUCUUGGACUCAGAUUUGAAUGUCCGCCUCGGUGACUUUGGAGCAUCUGGAUACCCUGGGCAGGAGGCAUUAGGAAUGGAGGGCGCGAGCCAUUUCUUGCCGAGGAACCCCGAUGACCCAAACACAUUUUUGUCAGAUCUAUUUGCGCUUGGCUCUACACUCUACGAGCUUGGGGUCGGCGAGACUCCAUAUCGCGGCUUGAAUGAUGAUCUGAUAGAGAAUCUAUAUGCUAAAGGAGACUUUCCUUUCGUUGACGGCAUUUUCUGCGGUUCCGUUAUUUUGGGCUGUUGGAGAUGUGAGUUCUCUUCUGCAAAGCAUGUGCUCAUGGGAUUUGAAGAAUUGUUUUGAUGCGAUUUAAUACUAUCAAAUACUUCAUUGGUAGAUUUCAUAAAUGAGUGUGCUGCUAUGACCAUGCCUACAAAUAUGAGAAGGUGACCAGAAUCCAACAACCAUUCUCAAACUUUCUCUCAAGACAGCUAUACCACAGGUUGCGGGUAGCGAACGUUUGCAACUUCCUGAGGGGAGGGCGUAGUAUCUAUUCGCCACGUUAAAUCCAUCUCUGAGUAUUUUACUUACCUGCUAAGUUACUUACCUAGGCAUGCUGAGCGCACUUUCCCUUCCUUCUGGUCGAUCCCGCAUGUCGUAGCUCGUAGUGAGGACAGUCUCUAAUGCCCCUGGCCGGCUUUUUGUCGCACUCGCGGCCUGGUGUGUAGGUAACUGAGUUGCAAGUUGGAUUAAUGCAACCGCCGCCUUGGAAUAUGAUGGUAUGAUACUUAUCCAAUUGUGUGACGGUGUUGCCUAAGCUACUUCGUUAUAACUGAUACGAAGACACACGCAGCUAGGCUCUUCUUGCUACGUGACCAUAUAAUAAGUAUAUAAGGCCACAGAAUUCUUAUCACGUCUGUCCAAAGAACUUCCUUUAUAACCAGCCUUCCUUUGCAGACUUCACUUGCUGCUCAAGUACUCGAAGGUACUCAUCUCUCUCACGAGGACAUUAUAUUGACCAAUCAGAAAACCGACGUUUACGAUCUCGGCAUACAUUCUGGCAGGUGUAACUGGAAAGAUAACACAUGAUGAGUUUGAUAGGUCGUAUAUCUAUUG
This is a messenger RNA of Pseudogymnoascus destructans, 2013 nucleotides long. RefSeq lists its product as uncharacterized. Gene Ontology annotation, biological process: protein phosphorylation. Bases 442 to 1260 code for a protein of 272 amino acids. The transcript has a single exon. Gene Ontology annotation, molecular function: ATP binding; protein kinase activity. The record is from RefSeq and is a predicted model, not a curated record. Lineage: Eukaryota; Fungi; Ascomycota; Leotiomycetes; Thelebolales; Thelebolaceae.